GCCUGGAGAUCCAGGUCGUGUGUGUUUUGGGGUCGGGGUGGCUCCAGGCUUUGGGGCUGUGGGAAGAGGGCCCAAGGAGCCAGCUCUCUUUCAGGCCUGAGUUGUGGCAUUUCUCCUACUGCUUCCCGGCAGCCAAGAAGUCUGCCUGGAGCUUCUAGGCCCCGCCCUUAAGCUGCACUCCCCCGAUGUCCAAGUUGUGGGCUGAGGACACAAAUUUUUAACUGGGUCUGUUGAUCAUUAACAGUGGGAAACGGAGUCCAACUCAGCUCCCCUGUGGCCAUAGACAGCUGGGCCUCAGCCCUCCUGCAGAAAUGCUAGGCCCCCAGAUGUGGGCCUCCAUGAGGCAGGGGUUGAGCAGGGGCUUGUCUAGGAAUGCGAAGGGGAAGAAGAUAGACAUUGCCGGUAUCUACCCACCCAUAACCACCCCGUUCACCGCCACCGCAGAGGUAGACUACGGGAAACUGGAAGAGAACCUGAAUAAACUCAGCGCCUUCCCCUUCCGAGCCACUCAAGCCACAGUAGAGAUGACCGUCAGCAUGGCUCAGGUCGGUGCUGAUGCUGUCAUGGUGGUGACUCCUUGUUACUAUCGUGGCCGCAUGAGCAGUGCUGCCCUCAUUCACCACUACACCAAGGUCGCUGAUCUUUCUCCAAUCCCAGUGGUGUUGUACAAUGUCCCGGCCAACACAGGGCUAGACCUGCCUGUGGACGCAGUGGUUACGUUGUCUCAGCACCCGAAUAUCAUUGGCAUAAAGGACAGUGGUGGCGAUGUGACAAGGAUUGGGCUAAUGGUUCACAAGACUAGCAAGCAGGAUUUCCAGGUGUUGGCUGGGUCAGUUGGCUUCCUCCUGGCCAGCUAUGCUGUGGGAGCUGUUGGGGGCAUAUGCGGCCUGGCCAAUGUCUUAGGGGCCCAGGUGUGCCAGCUGGAGAGACUGUGCCUCACGGGGCAGUGGGAAGCUGCCCAGACACUGCAGCACCGCCUCAUCGAGCCCAACACUGCGGUGACCCGGCGCUUUGGAAUCCCAGGGCUGAAGAAAACCAUGGACUGGUUUGGCUACUAUGGAGGCCCCUGUCGUGCCCCCUUACAGGAGCUGAGCCCCACUGAGGAGGAGGCCCUGCGCUUGGAUUUCAGCAACAAUGGCUGGCUCUGAUGGCAAGCAGGAGACACCUCGUCUGAGCCUUUUGGGACUUCUGUUCCCACAGCCUGUAGAGGAGCCAGGCAUUAGGAAUUAGGGCUUGUCUUAGUCACUGUUCUAUUGUUGUGAAGAGACACCAUGACCCUGGUGACUCUUAUAAAGGAAAGUAUUUAAUUGAG
Molecule: messenger RNA, 1312 nt
Organism: Cricetulus griseus (Chinese hamster)
Lineage: Eukaryota; Metazoa; Chordata; Mammalia; Rodentia; Cricetidae
Source: RefSeq, a predicted model, not a curated record